AUGUUAAAACUUAAGCUCAGGCGCCAGAGUCUGUUUGCGAAUUAUAAAAUAAGAGACAGCUUAAAUGUACCUCAGCACCAAGGGAACGAUUUGGCAUAUGAAAAAGAAUGUUCCUUGAAACCGUGGAGCUCCAUGCAAGAACUUGGGUCGGAUAUUUAUGAAAUUAAUUAUGACGAUGUAGAUUCUGAUGAUGAGUUACCGACUAUUCCCCAACACAGCGCAAAUUCUACUUCAAAAGAUUAUGAAUUGAAUAUUAAUGUUGGAGGCAAAGUUUUCCAGAUUGCCUAUAUUGCUGCAGCCCGCUUUCCUAAGACCAGAAUUGGAAAAUUGGCUACUUACACCGAUUCCACGAGGAAGUUAGAUUUGUGUGAUGAUUACAGCACUCUAAACAACGAAUAUUUCUUUGAUCGUGAUCCUGCUAUCUUCCACCAUAUCUUUAACUUCUACAGGACGGGCGUUUUGUGGAUUAAAAAUGAGCUCUGUCCCAGAAACUUUCUCGAGGAGAUCCACUACUGGGGUAUACGCAUCAAAAACACCAACAGGUGCUGCCGAAUCUCCUUCGAAGAGAGACAAGAUGAAUUGAAUGAGCAACUAAAGGUCCAGCGAGAGCUGCAAGCUGAACUCGAAGUGGAAGAAGAUGAGGAGCACUUCAGAGACUUGAAAUAUGGUCACCAUAGAAGAGUCAUCUGGAACUUAAUGGAAAAGCCAUUCUCCUCAGUUAUAGCUAAGAUGAUGGCUGUUGCUUCCAGUAUGUUUGUAUUAAUCUCCAUUGUAGCCAUGGCCUUAAACACAGUUGAAGAGAUGCAAUACAUAAGUGCAGUUGGUCAGCUGAGCGGACAUACCUACAUGGAGCACGUAGAGACCAUUUGUAUCAUUUUCUUUACGGCAGAAUACCUGUUAAGAAUAGUGUCCACACCAGACAUUGAGAAGUUUGCACGGAGUGCUCUCAAUGCAGUUGAUCUCAUUGCAAUCCUGCCCUUUUAUCUCCAAGUCACCUUGGAAUGUUUUGAGGAUGAAGACUAUGGGAGACAUGACCAGGAUAUUGAGAAAGUAGGCAGAGUGGGAAAGGUUGGCCAAGUGCUGAGGAUCAUGAGAUUGAUGCGAAUUUUCCGGAUUUUAAAACUUGCGCGGCAUUCCACUGGUCUGAGGGCCUUUGGCUUCACACUGAAACAAUGUUACCAACAAGUUGGCUGUCUUUUCCUGUUUAUAGCCAUGGGCGUAUUUUCCUUUUCUGCGCUGGUCUUCUCUGUGGAACAUGAUGUCCCAUGCACUAACUUCACCUCCAUACCUCAUGCCUGGUGGUGGGCUGCGGUUAGCAUUUCCACAGUCGGCUACGGAGACGUCUACCCAGAAACAGUGCUUGGAAGGAUUUUUGCUUUUGGCUGCAUUGCUUUUGGGAUCAUUUUGAACGGCAUGCCAAUCUCCAUUCUCUAUAAUAAAUUCUCUGACUAUUAUUCACAGCUUAAAAGCUAUGAAUAUACAACAUCAUCAAAACAGCGAGGAAAGAUCAACUUCUCAGGAAGAGCGUUGAGGAAGAUGCUGGAAUGUUGUGGAGGGGUCCCACACCAUCACUUACCAAGGGAAGAAUAA
Messenger RNA from Hemiscyllium ocellatum (epaulette shark), 1590 nucleotides. RefSeq names its product potassium channel, subfamily V, member 2a (gene kcnv2a). The record is from RefSeq and is a predicted model, not a curated record. Gene Ontology annotation, biological process: protein homooligomerization; potassium ion transmembrane transport. Gene Ontology annotation, cellular component: voltage-gated potassium channel complex; membrane. The transcript is spliced from 2 exons. The coding region runs from base 1 to 1590 and encodes 529 amino acids. Gene Ontology annotation, molecular function: voltage-gated potassium channel activity. Lineage: Eukaryota; Metazoa; Chordata; Chondrichthyes; Orectolobiformes; Hemiscylliidae.